CCUGGCAACCCCAUCGUAACCAGAUGUCAGCGGUUUGGGGGUGUUUGGUGAGUUCGCUGCAAGUUUUUGUUUGCAGUUCACUAAGCUAGCUUCCGUAACAAAAUCACAUCAACACAUCAGCGCAGUGACAGAAACGUCUCUUCUGAUUGACUGUCGGAAAAUCCGGAGAGUACUUCUGUGAUUCUGUUAGUUCCUGUUUUCCGGCAUGUGAUUCAGAUGGCGUGACUGACCAGGGCGUAUGUCUUUUUCCAGAGUGAAGGAUGAGUCUGUUUCAUGUGCUGCUGCCGCUGCUGCUCUUAAAUGUGCUCAGCCUUGUUUCUGGGCUGCGCGUAGCGACUUCAUCUUUUACCCAGACACCUUUCCUCACCGUGUGGAAUGCCCCCACUGUCGGCUGCCUCUCUCGGUAUGAUGUGGACCUGGACUUGGGGACCUUUAACAUCGUCCAGAACCAAAACCAAACCUUUAUAGGUGAAAACAUUACCAUCUUUUAUUCUGACAAGCUGGGUCUAUAUCCCAGCUACUCCAGCCAAGGUCAAGCUAUUCAUGGUGGAGUCCCACAAAACGCCAGUCUCGAUGAGCACCUCAGAGUUGCCUCCGAAGAUAUUCACACCUUCAUACCUGACCGGGAUUUCCCCGGAAUGGCAGUGGUGGACUGGGAGAGCUGGAGACCUGUAUGGGAGAGAAACUGGACUAGUAAGAAGGUGUACAUGGAGGCAUCAAAAGCACUGGUUAGGUCCAAGCACCCAGACUGGAAGCCUGCACAGGUAAAUGCUGAAGCCCAGAAGAACUUUGAGGAAGCAGGGAGGAAAUUCAUGGAGGAAACUCUGAAACUGGGGAAGCAGGAGAGACCAAAUGGAUUGUGGGGUUAUUAUGGUUUCCCUGGCUGCUACAACUAUCAAUACACAAACCACUCUACAAACUACACAGGGGAAUGUCCAGCCAUAGAGCUGAAGAGGAACGACGAGCUGUGGUGGCUGUGGAACAUCUCAUCUGCUCUGUAUCCUGACAUCUACCUAAGCGUGGAAAUGCGAGGCCUCAGCAAAGAAGUGCUCCUCUACACUCGCCACCGUGUCAUGGAGGCCAUGAGAGUCGGGGCUCAGUCGACUCCAUUAGCCCCGCCUGUCUUUCCCUACGCACGGAUCGUCUACACCUUCACACUAGAUUUCCUUUCUCUGGAGCACCUGGUCUACACCAUAGGAGAAAGUGCAGCUUUAGGUUCUGCGGGGGUCGUCCUCUGGGGCGACCUUUCCUUCGCCAAAUCCCAGGCCUCUUGUGACGCCGUCAAGUCCUACAUCGACGAGAGGCUGGGCUCUUACCUGGUGAACGUCACGUCGGCAGCCACUCUGUGCAGCCAGGCCGUGUGCUCGUCUCAGGGAAGAUGUCAGAGGAGAAACCCGGGGUCCAAAGCCUACCUCCACCUGGACCCUGCGGCAUGGAAAGUGGUGUCUGAGAAGAAGCCUGAUGGGAGGAGUAACUACAGCGUUUUAGGACAAAUGAGGACGCGUGAGGUAAAAGUCAUGAAGUCACAGUUUCAGUGCAAAUGCUUCCCAGGGUGGGGUGGUGAGAGCUGCUCCAAGCCAACGCAGGGAUAAAAGACUUUCUUUUAAGGAAAUAAUCCACUGAUUGUGUUGGUAAAGUCUGUAAAAAAAACAGUGUUAAAAUGAAGCACUGGGGUUUGUUUGGCCCUGAGGUCGUUUUCUGCUUGAGUGCGUUUGGUCUCUCGCGAAUGUUAAUU
Molecule: messenger RNA, 1735 nt
Organism: Solea senegalensis (Senegalese sole)
Lineage: Eukaryota; Metazoa; Chordata; Actinopteri; Pleuronectiformes; Soleidae
Gene: hyal1
Product: hyaluronidase 1
Exons: 5
Coding region: 261-1592 (443 amino acids)
Biological process (GO): hyaluronan catabolic process; carbohydrate metabolic process
Molecular function (GO): hyalurononglucosaminidase activity
Source: RefSeq, a predicted model, not a curated record